Messenger RNA from Anopheles gambiae (African malaria mosquito), 1562 nucleotides. It is a transcript of the gene Sbds, whose product is annotated as ribosome maturation protein SBDS. The transcript has a single exon. Lineage: Eukaryota; Metazoa; Arthropoda; Insecta; Diptera; Culicidae. Gene Ontology annotation, biological process: cytosolic ribosome assembly; ribosome biogenesis. The coding region runs from base 583 to 1449 and encodes 288 amino acids. The record is from RefSeq and is a predicted model, not a curated record.
AGACCUGCCGUUCCGAUGUGAUAUUUGUGCGAAAUAUUUUCGCUUCGCCAACAGUCUGCGGGUGCACAAACGGCUGCACAGUGGGGUUAAACAAUUCAUGUGUGAGGUUUGUGAUCGAGAGUUUGCCACAAAAGCGCCACUGUUACGACACAUGAAGGUGCACGAUGCUGGCAGGGAGUUGGCCUGCGGAGUUUGCGGGGCAGUGUUUUACAAAAAGGUUGAUCUCCAGAUACACCAAAGCAAGGAACAUUCCGCCCACCAGGCGUUGGGGAAGGUGAAACCCAUCUACAGCUGUGAGCACUGCGGGAGAGAAUUUAUCCGGAAAAGUAACCUGAAAGCGCAUGCGUACAUUCACGCGGAAGUGUACCGGUUUGCAUGUGAUCUGUGUGGUCAAUCGUUCAAGCAACAUUCCGGUCUACGAAAUCACAUGAUCAACAUUCACAAGCAAGUGCCUGGGUCGUUGGAAACUCCAAACGAACCGUACGAAGAUGUGCACCAAGGUGCAUAAAAUUCAAAUUCAAAUAUGCACGCGUGCGGCGAAAAGUACGCAGCCACAUCGAAAGUGCAGUCUGACAGCUGUCAAUGGGACGUAAACAAACGUGCUGCGUUUUGCUGUUUGCUGUGCGGAACAGUUCGGAAAAAAACCCAGCCGCAAGUACUGCGGAGAACAGCAAACACAGCAAAAGUAUGCCGAAAAUAUUCACCCCCACGAACCAGAUCCGGCUCACGAAUGUGGCCGUGGUUCGCAUGAAGAAGGGCGGCAAGCGGUUCGAGAUUGCGUGCUACAAAAACAAAGUGCUCUCGUGGCGAUCGGGCGCCGAGAAGGAUCUGGACGAGGUGCUGCAAACGAUCGCCGUGUUUAACAACGUAUCGAAGGGAGAGGUGGCGAAAAAGGAGGAGCUACAGAAAGCGUUCGGCAAGGACGAUGUGACCGAGAUUUGCAAGGAGAUUCUGGCCAAAGGGGAGCUGCAGGUGUCGGAAAAGGAGCGCCAGGAUCAGCUCGAUUCCAUGUUCAAGGAGAUUGCCACAACCGUGGCCGACAAGUGCGUGAAUCCGGAAACGAAGCGACCCUACCCGGUGUCGAUCAUAGAGAAAUCGAUGAAAGACAUCCACUACUCCAUCAAGCCGCAUCGGAACGCCAAGCAGCAGGCGCUGGAUGUGAUACGGUUGCUCAGGGACACGAUUCCGCUCGAGCGCGCCAAGAUGCGGCUGAAGCUGGCGCUGCCGGCAAAGGAGGCCAAGCGGUUGAAGGAGCGAAUAGCCAAGCUCAGCUCCACCGUGACCGAGGGCGAGGAGUGGGAGGGCGAGCGGCUGAUGCUGACGUGCCUAAUCGAUCCGGGACACUUUCGGGAGAUGGACGAAAUCAUACGCACCGAAACGAAGGGUGCCGGCGCGCUGGAAGUGUUGAACCUUAAGGAAAUCAAAGAAGGCGAAGAGGUGCUGGAAUGAGCUGCUUGUGUUGUGUUAACCGCCUCCCAGUGACUACAAAUUGAUGCACCCGUUGGAUAUAAUUCGUGUUAUGUAUUUUUAAAUAAAUGGAAAAUUCGCAUGCGAACUAACGA